GGAAUUCCAAUGCCCCGCCCUUGUCCGUGACUCUAUCGAUGUAAAUUAUAAGGGUAUUCCUGCCUGACUCAUUUAUUUCGACUCUUUAGCUUGUAAAGGCAGGCGUUAUAUUUUAGAGUUAUGUUAGCCUUUAGUUGAACUGGGGCACCAGGUAGGUACUUGUAUUUUGAGCUUGGAUAUCGAACUAAGUUAUUUCACAUGCCCCGGUGAAAGCGAAAAGCGCAUCCUCCUUUGGCUAGUUCAUCGCCAACUCUGUUUAGCUGAACCAAAGCUCUACCAGCAGAAUACCCACAAGGAGAGCUAGUUGCUAGAUAAAUACCCAGCAGCAACGCUCCCUCAUUGAACGGUUCACGCUACAUUGCCAUCCGCUUAUAGGGAGUCUUUAAAGCUGCUUAUCGACGGUUCUAGUAACAUAGUAUUAGGGUAAGGUAGCAGAUUUUAAGGCGAUCUAAGCACGGUUGGAGAAAAUGGGACUGCUUUUCGCGAAGUUGAUGACUGUGUUUGGAGACCGAGAGCACAAGGUGAUCAUAGUGGGGUUGGAUAACGCUGGAAAGACAACAAUCCUCUAUCAGUUUUUGACCAAGGAAGCGGUUCAGACAACUCCCACCAUUGGCAGCAACGUUGAGGAAAUAGCUGUGCGGAAAACCCGGUUUCUGGUGUGGGACAUUGGCGGGCAGGAGAGCCUGAGAGCCAGCUGGGGUUCCUACUACUGCAACACAGAGAUCGUCAUUUUGGUGGUUGACAGUACCGACCGUGAACGCCUGACUCUAACCAAAGACGAGCUCCAUCGGAUGCUUGCACAUGAGGAGCUGCAGAAUGCCUCCGUGCUGGUCUUGGCCAAUAAGCAGGACAUCAAGAACUCCAUGUCGGCGGCGGAGAUCUCCCAGUGCCUCACCCUCAGCUCCAUCACCACCCACUCCUGGCACGUCCAGGCCUGCUGCGCACUCACCGGCGAAGGGCUUCUACAGAGUUUGGACUGGAUGAGGUCUCGGGUGCUGGCCAGUUAACCCCCUCUGGGAGCCCAGAUGUUCCCCCUCCUCCUCCUCCUCACUCCAUAAAGACAAGCCAGCAAUCAAGCAUAUCUAUCUCCCUCUGGCUCAGUGAGCUAGCUUUACCACACAACUGGACCAUGCCUACCUAUGAACUUUUUCGUGGGAAUACAAGAGGAAUUAUGUAUGUGUGUGAUUGUGUGAUUGUGUGUGUGUGUGUGUGUGUGUGAGAGAGAGAGAAAGAAUGAUGGGAAGGAAACAAAGAAGUGGACUGAGCGAAGAAAAAAGAGGACUUUGACUUUGUUUACAUACUGGUUGUUAUGUGUGCAUGCGGGUAUGUGUGUAUGUAUAGGUGCGAAUGAGGGUGUGUGUAUGUUUGGCUGGGGGUGUGUGUGUGUGUGUGUGUUUGUGUGUGUUUGUAUGUGUGAGACACCGUUCUAGUGGUCCACAUUGUUUACAUAACAAAACCGGGGUGUUUUGACCCCCAAUGGAAAUGACGAGCAGUAAGGACUGGGAUGCCACUGCCCCGCCCACAGUCACAUUGAUGGAAGAGUGCCAUUGGGUCAGUGCGCAGGUGCUCAGCGGAUUGGUCUGUCCGAGGACACUAUUAUGACAUCACAAUUGGACGGACCGUCCACGGAGGGGAAACCUACCAGAUCUGCCACUGGUGCUGCAAUUAAGCUAUCAAUGAACCAUUUUACUUGAAGUAUUUAUAGGGAGCUAAUUUGCAUUAUACAAAUGAGUAUUUGAUCAUUGUUUGCUGGCAACAACAGACAUUGUUUUUAGCAUUAGUUGCUCAUGUUUUUUUUUCCUUUUUCUUUUUUUUUAAAAAAGAAGUAUUAUAUUUUGUGCAAAAAAUCAUUUUUGUACAAAUAAAUGUUAAUCAGUGCUACGACUGUUAA
Messenger RNA from Engraulis encrasicolus (European anchovy), 1891 nucleotides. It is a transcript of the gene arl5c, whose product is annotated as ADP-ribosylation factor-like 5C. Gene Ontology annotation, biological process: protein localization to Golgi membrane; vesicle-mediated transport; intracellular protein transport. The transcript is spliced from 6 exons. Gene Ontology annotation, cellular component: cytoplasm; trans-Golgi network. The coding region runs from base 468 to 1007 and encodes 179 amino acids. The record is from RefSeq and is a predicted model, not a curated record. NCBI's taxonomy places the organism in Eukaryota, Metazoa, Chordata, Actinopteri, Clupeiformes, Engraulidae. Gene Ontology annotation, molecular function: GTPase activity; GTP binding.